This is a messenger RNA of Amborella trichopoda, 4726 nucleotides long. Lineage: Eukaryota; Viridiplantae; Streptophyta; Magnoliopsida; Amborellales; Amborellaceae. The record is from RefSeq and is a predicted model, not a curated record.
UAGAUAAAGAAAGAGAAAAGAAAGAUGAGAGAAAAGAGAGGAAUACCUGAAGAUGUGGGAGUGGAGAAUUCGAAAGUCGGGAGUUCGAAAGUUGGGGCUUUGGAGUUGGAAGUGGGGAGUUCCAAGUUGGAAGUAGGAAGUGGAGGUUGGGAGUGAAGAGUUCUAAGGGUAUUUCUAAGACGGGGUAAAGUUUUAUCUCUUUUUUCUCUAAAGGCUAGAAGGGUAGAACAAAAUCGCAAGCUAAAGGGGGAAAGCUCCAAAUUCUAUUAUACCAUUAAAACUUACAUUCACUUUUGUCACAAAUGACUUAAAAAGCUUAUAUAUCAUCCUUUUGAAACAUAGGUGGAUGAUGAAAAACAAAGGAAAUUGUUGAAAAUUACAUUUUCUUAAAUUAAAAGUAAUUGCCGUCUUUGGGGCAAAAUGAUUAUUUUGCCCCAAGUCAGAAUCAUGAAAAUGACCAAAUGGUCCCAAAAAAGGUUCCAUAAGCUAUAGCCAUCAAUGUUAGUUUCGAGUGCUUCCAGCAAUCGUCCGAUGAAAAUAACGACGUAGAAACAAUGGGCUCGAUGAGACGUUCGAUGUAAGCGAUGGUCUUGGAUCGAACGUUUAAUCUCACUUAGAAAAUCUGGCCAAAACACAUAAACUUGAGAUCUUUGAUGCUUGAUCUUAAUCAUCUCGUGAUGUUUCGGGUUGAUUUAUUCAUCACAAAUUGAUGGGAAUACCGUUGCGAUCGUUUUGUGAUAAAAAUCCCUCAAGUUGGUUGCCGGAUCGUCGUUUUCUAAAUUGUAGAAGUUGCCGAAAAACGAGAUUCCGGUUGCCGAAAAAAUGUGCCUACUUUGAAGCAUUAAUAGAGUGCCUUCCGGGCCUUCAUUCCUAGCUUGUGGGUACUCAAAACGACCCCCUCUAAGUCAUGGUCGCAACGGACUUGGCCUUGUAGUCAUGGGGCUUCGGAAUAUUGAGAUAUGAGUGUUCAAGAGAGGAGAUACACGACUGUAAUUUUCCUGCAAUUCCAUGUUUUUUGGCGAUCUUCUCUUUAGGAUUUCUCCCUAUCUGGGAGCUUCCACGGGGCGUGCCACUUGUCAAAACAUAAGGCACGAUGGAGGGAAUAGUAAAAACAUAGUUACUAUAAAUUGUAAUUGGUUCAUCUUAGUCGAGUGAGUAGUAAAAAAAGUUACCAUUUUUGGAAAGUAAAACCUCGGAAGGUUGGAAUGAGCUGAAAUUUGCUAUGGUAACUAUCCAAUGGUGGUGGUCUCACAAUCAUUGGUGGUCUUUAGAGAGGUUUCCCUAAAUGUGGUACUGUAAGUCGUUAGAAACUCGCCAGUUUUGGGCAGCAGGACUUAGAAAGGUCAAAUUGUGUCGAAAUGUGGCAUGGUGAAUGUUCUUAACCUCCCAAGUCCAUUGGCGGUGGUCCCAUGGUCACUUGAGGUCCCAAGAGUGGGUUUCCUCAAAUGCGGUGUACCGUAAGUCACUAGAAAGCUGCCAUUUUUGGGCAGAAGGACCUAGGAGGGUCAGAUUGCAUCGAAAUUUGGCAUGGUGACUGUUCUUAAUCUCCAAAAGUCCAUUGGCGGUGGCCCCAUGGUCAUUGGAAACCUUUGGAGUACGGUCUUGGCUAUGGUGCAUCCUAGGCAUGUUAGGAGCCUAAGCUGAAAAUUGAUUUCUACCCGCUUUCUCCAAUUUGCAUCGAAAUUGAACGAAACUUGGAGGGAAACCUUGUAUUGUCAUGAGGAAAUCCUGUGACUAAUUUGGGGAUGAUCUGACAUCAUCCUCGGGGCUUCUCAGAAUAAGGUUUAUUUGGUCAGGGCUUCUACGGUCCACUGGCAUUUUGGUACCUACGGGCUUAAGUUGCCGCUGACUUCUCUUUUAUUUGCAUCAGGGAUAUAAGUGUGUCAAAAAUACCAUCAAACACUGUAAGCAAGGAGUUUCCCUUUUUGGUUUUUGGUUUGUAAAGUGUCUAUGACUACUGGAUAUGUUUGGUUCUUUGAUUUCUUUUCUCCUUUUACCUGGGUUAUUUCAUGUUUGCCUCUAUCUAUUGCAAUUGGUUGCUGGGAGCUCGUACUGCUAGUGGUGUUGCUCCUAUAACCUAUGCUCCCUUGGAAAUUUCUAAGAGGAAAUGACUCUCUUUCUCUCCUCAUCCUGCUUCCGCUUGAAUUGGGGGCUUGGGAAGACUAUUCAAACAAUUGCAUUCCUGGUUGCUGUGCUUGGAGCAGAUGCAGAACAUAGUGAAAAUCAGAUGCUUACGGGGGACAUUUUGAAAAAUAAGAGCCUCACGUUGAUAGUCUGUCCUACUUCCAUUAUUCAGAAUUGGGAAAAUGAAUUUUCAGAAUGGGGGAGUUUUGAUGUUGCUGUUUAUCAUGGCUCAAACCGUGAUCUUAUUCUAGAUAAAAUAAAAACAAAGCAUGUUGAGAUCCUAAUAACUAGUUUUGACACAUUCAGGAUUUAUGAUACCAUCCUUUCUGAGGUUGAAUGGGAUAUUGUGAUUGUUGAUGAGGCACACCGAUUGAAAAAUGAGAAAUCCAAGGUUUACAAAGCUUUGUCAAGAAUCAGAACUAACAAGCGCUAUGGGCUUACUGGAACAAUAAUGCAGAAUAAAAUUUUAGAGUUGUUUAAUCUUUUUGAUUGGGUUGCUCCUGGCUCCUUAGGAACUCGUGAGCAUUUUAGAGAAUUUUAUGAUGAGCCCUUGAAGCACGGUCAGAGGUUAAGUGCUCCUGAAAGGUUUGUGCGGAUUGCUGAUAAGCGUAAGAAUCAUCUAGUUGCAGUUUUAAGUAAAUAUUUGUUAAGGAGGACUAAGGAGGAGACAAUCGGUCACCUUAUGAUGGGGAAGGAGGAUAAUGUUGUCUUUUGUGCCAUGAGCGAAGUGCAAAAGCGUGUAUAUAAGAGGGUGCUUGAAUUGCCAGAUAUUCAAUGUCUUAUGGAUAAGGAUCUGCCAUGUACUUGUGGAAGCCCCUUAACUAGGGUUGAGUGUUGCCAUAGAACUGUUCCCAGUGGGAUUAUCUGGUCUUAUCUUCAUAGAGAGAAUCCUGAAGGGUGUGACUCAUGCCCAUAUUGCCUAGUUCUUCCUUGUCUUGUGAAGCUUCAGCAGAUCAGCAACCAUUUAGAGCUGAUUAAACCUCAUCCUAGGGAUGAUGUGGAUAAACAAAAAAAAGAUGCUGAUUUUGCUGCUACUGUGUUUGCGAGAGAUGCCGAAUUGGUUGGUGGCAUUACUCAAAAUGAGAGUUUUGUCGGUCUUAGUGAUUCUGAGCACUGUGGAAAAUUGCGUGCUUUGGAAAGGCUACUGUUUUCGUGGAUUUCACGUGGUGACAAAAUUCUUCUAUUCAGCUAUUCUGUAAGAAUGCUAAACAUACUGGAGAAGUUUAUAAUACGGAAAGGUUAUUGCUUUUCCAGGCUUGAUGGUUCUACCCCUAUUAACUCACGGCAGUCUCUUGUUGAUGAAUUCAAUUCAAGUCCCAGCAAGCAGGUAUUCCUUAUAUCAACUCGAGCCGGGGGUCUAGGGCUGAAUCUUAUGAGUGCAAAUCGGGUUGUGAUAUUUGACCCCAACUGGAAUCCUGCACAAGAUUUACAGGCACAGGAUAGGUCUUUUCGUUAUGGGCAAAAACGUCACGUUACAGUCUUUCGUCUUCUGGCAGCUGGUUCUCUAGAGGAGCUUGUGUACACCCGUCAGAUAUAUAAACAGCAACUGUUCAGUAUUGCUGUUUCGGGAAACAUGGAAAAACGAUAUUUCGAAGGUGUUCAGGACUGCAAAAAUUUCAAAGGCGAGCUGUUUGGAAUAUGUAAUCUAUUCCGUGACUUGUCAGACAAACGUUUCGCAAGUGAGAUCAUUGAACAACAAGGCAGACACACACAAGACAAAACAGGAUGUGAAACUGAUUAUGUAACCGAAAGCUUGCAUAACAGUUCACAAGUGAAUAAAGCAUUGCUGUCAAAUGGUGAAGCUGCUGUGCAAAGCAAAAGGGAAAGAGAGCCAAUGGUAGCAGAUCUGCUGGAAGAAUUGGGUAUCAUGUAUGCACAUAGAAACGAAGAUGUUGUCAACUUUGGAUCUAACCCCCAAGGGAGAGUAGCGGGUAUAUGCAAGAGUGUUUCCAUGGAUUCAUCUGACAAAAACACUACAAACCCAAAGAAGAGGAAGCUUAGUGCCCCUGAUUUGUUGAAUAAUACCACUGAAUGUGGUAGCAAGUUGAGAAACUGAAAGUAAAUAGCCUUGAAGUAGCUGGGCAGAAAGCAAGAGGGACUGUAGGGUGUGAAAUAAAAAAGAAUGAGGAGAAGAAGAGUCAAUAUGGCCUCCUAGCUCAGUUCAAGGGCAUGGAAAAACUUGAAUUUAGCAAAUGGUUAAUCUCUGCUAAGUCUUCUGAACGCCAGAAAUUGCUUCACGAUUACAAGAAUAAAAAAGAAAGUCACUAGAACAGCAAUGUAAAUCAGAAAGUGAUAUUUUUCCUAAUUCAGAGGAAGAUAAUGGUGCCAUGUAAAUUGAAGAAGCUUCUAUAACAUGUAAAUUAUUGUAUUUUCAUUUUCAAGAUGUUUUAGGGUAUGGCCCUUGAUAGAGCAGAAUGACGGAUCAGGAUUCGUGUAAACAAUCCCAAAUAGUUGGGAAAAGGUUCUGAUGAUGAUGAUAACGAUGAUAAGGCAUUGUUUUCAUUUUUCAAAAUUUUUUCCCUAAAGGUAAGGUAGUGUUUUUGCCUAGUAUCGAAUGCUUGCAAUGACUACAUAACAUGAUCCCAUUGUUCCUUUUGGGCAU